UCAAAACAUAUCAAAUUUCCUUGUUUUGUUAAAAAUUUCAGCGGCCGGGCUGAGAAAAAACAGUAGAUUGCCGAAAGCAUUCUAGUUUAUAUAAAUUUUUUAUUGAAAAAUAGCAAUGGUGUCUACAAAAACUCAAGUGGAAGAACUGCAAGAUUACUUUAAAUCACAUAAUAAAACGCGAGAAGCAACUAAAGCUCAUACCGCUAAAGUUCAUUCCGUUGGUUGGAACUGCGAUGGACGCCGGUUGGCGUCUGGGUCUUUCGACAAGUCGGUUGUUAUUUUUACUUUGGAUCGAGAGCGGUUGAACAAAGAAAGCACUUACCGUGGGCACACGGGUUCGGUGGAUCAGCUAUGCUGGCAUGCUUCGUUACCAGAUUUGUUAAGUACUGCAAGUGGAGACAAGACUGUCCGAAUUUGGGACGCGCGAGCCGGUAAAUGUGCUACGAUCAUAAAUACUAAAGGAGAAAAUAUCAAUAUUACAUGGUCACCGGAUGGUAAUACUAUUGCGGUGGGCAAUAAGGAAGAUUUGGUGACGUUCAUUGAUGCUCGGAUGUACAAGAUUCUGGCGGAGGAACAGUUUUCAUUCGAGGUUAAUGAAAUUGCUUGGAGCAAUGGAAGUGAUUUGUUCUUUUUGACAAACGGCCAGGGUUGUGUACAUAUUCUUAACUAUCCCGAUCUUAAUCUGCAGCAAAUCUUGAAAGCACACCCGAGCACAUGCAUAUGUAUAGAGUUUGAUCCCACGGGAAAAUACUUUGCUACCGGUUCAGCGGAUGCCCUGGUUUCUCUAUGGGAUGCAGAGGAAUUGGCGUGUUUGAGAGUGUUCUCCCGGUUGGACUGGCCAGUAAGAACUAUUUCUUUCAGUCACGAUGGUAAAUUACUUGCAUCGGCAAGCGAGGAUCUUAUCAUCGAUAUAGGAGACACAGAGACCGGUGAUAAGGUGGCCGAUAUUUCGGUAGACGCGGCCACGUUCACGGUCGCAUGGCAUCCGAAACAAUACAUUUUGGCUUAUGCGUGCGACGAUAAAGACGCAAAUGAUCGAAGACGUGACGCGGGAAGUUUGAAAGUUUGGGGUUUUAGCGAAUAGAUGUGUAUUCAUUUUACGUUAGAAUAAACUCUUUUCUAUCUA
Malaya genurostris is the source of this 1126-nucleotide messenger RNA. RefSeq names its product THO complex subunit 3 (gene tex). Gene Ontology annotation, molecular function: protein binding. Bases 116 to 1084 code for a protein of 322 amino acids. Gene Ontology annotation, biological process: mRNA export from nucleus. The record is from RefSeq and is a predicted model, not a curated record. Lineage: Eukaryota; Metazoa; Arthropoda; Insecta; Diptera; Culicidae. The transcript is spliced from 2 exons. Gene Ontology annotation, cellular component: THO complex part of transcription export complex.